Messenger RNA from Penicillium longicatenatum, 1866 nucleotides. RefSeq names its product Cupin domain protein. Bases 1 to 1866 code for a protein of 621 amino acids. Lineage: Eukaryota; Fungi; Ascomycota; Eurotiomycetes; Eurotiales; Aspergillaceae. The record is from RefSeq and is a predicted model, not a curated record. Gene Ontology annotation, biological process: kinetochore assembly; spindle attachment to meiosis I kinetochore; attachment of mitotic spindle microtubules to kinetochore. Gene Ontology annotation, molecular function: centromeric DNA binding. The transcript is spliced from 5 exons. Gene Ontology annotation, cellular component: kinetochore.
AUGGCUCGUGGGGCCAAGGCCCGCGAGUAUGACUAUUCCGCAGUAGGAACUCAAGGAAGACGGACCGGUAUCACCUUGAAAGAAGGAAAACGCGAUGAGCAUGGCAUGGAAGAAGUGGACGGGCUUUUUUCAUCUCCUGAGAAAUCGCCGGCAGAGGUGGAUGGUUUUGAUGAUAGGGACCUUGAAGACUCGAUGGGUUCUGAUGGGAUGUCUAUGGAUGAAGGCAACGCGCCUGGUCCCAUGGACUUCCUCAAUGCCGCCAACGCUUCGCGUCCUGCCUUAUUACCUCCGCCCGGUCGUUCGCCUGCAAAGGGAUUCGCUUCAUCGACCCGCAGAUCGCCUGUUUUGCGCUCGACACCAGAUCAAGAGGAGGACCUGUUAUCGCCUAGCCCCUCAGAUGGUAAAGGCUUGACUAAGACCCAUGGUUCGCGACAGGAACCCUCUCCAUUGACUACUCGAUCAGUAAACGCGGGUGUCUCCAAGCAGAGAAAUAAUGCCCAGAAGGCCACAAAGGCGCAAUUAGUAGCGCCUGAGUCGCCCGUCGUGCAUGACUUCUCGGACGGCGAGGGUGAUGAAAACGCCAAUUCAUUUCUUCCCGAAGACAAUGAUUUUGGAGACAGCUUCGAUGCUGGAAAUGAAACUGUCAUUCCCGACGACGACGUUCCCGAGCCCCUAGCGCAAGACCAGAGUGAUGCCGAGAACGACUCGCCUCGGCCAGCAGAAGACGUACGUUCCGCGCCAAAGACGUCUACAACGGCAUCAAAACCGACAAAGAAAGCUCUUACAGCGAAGGCCUCCAAGCCAGAGAAAAGUGAAACUAAAAGUGGACGGCGAGGCCGACCUCCGAAGAACUCACGUACCCUCGACGAAGAAUCAGCCGAUGCCAGGCCAUCCAAGAGGCAAAAGAUUCCAAACAGCCAGCCUCAAGCGAACCGUAAACCGCUGGACCCUGAACUGAACAAAGUCGUUGAGAAUUAUACCCAGCGUUCAGGUCCAUUAAAGGGCCGCAGCUUGUACAUUCUGAAGAGAGAGAACCCCACAGAUCAAAGCUCCACACAUACUCGGUCGGGGCGCGCAUCGAUCCGGCCUUUGGCGUACUGGCGCAACGAAAGGUGUGUCUACGGAGACGGAGAGGCUGAAGAGGGCCAACGCUUCCCAUUGUCAACGAUUAAGGAAAUUGUUCGCGCCGAAGAGCUUGAACCGGAGCGAACCAAGAAAGGCAAACGUGCCGGUCGAAAGUCAAAAUCCAAGAAGCAAGCAGAGUCUUCCGAUAACGAAGAUGAGCAUCUGGAUGUGUGGGAGAAAGAAAGCGGUGUUCUCCAUGGUUUUGUCCCCAGAUGGGAUCCUAAGUCUCAAACCAGCACCAAGGAGGAGGACGUCAUCGAUAUUGCAUAUGCGCCUUCUGGCAUUGAGACAAGAGAGGUCAAAGAUUCCACAUUCCGAUUUGCAAAGCUGCUCAGCUCUUCUUUCAUCGGAUCAGGGGUCGUAGAACUUCCGCCGGAAGGUGUGAAGAGACCUAAGAACUCAAAGAAGAUGCACAUGGUCUUUUAUGUCUGUCAUGGACGAGUGCAGGUCGAUAUUUCUGGGGUGCAGUUCAGCGCUGGCAAAGGAUGUGUAUUCCAGGUCCCACGCGGCAACUACUAUAGCUUCCAGAACGCUCAUAGCAAAGAAGCUCGGCUAUUCUUCACGCAGGGCUGUGUCCCGGGUGAGGACGAGAUAGCUGCAUCUAGAUCCAGAAAUGCUGUCCAGGAAAGCGAAUUCGAGGGUGAAGGUACGGGCGAAGGUGAAGCGGAGCCCGAAAAUGACCCUACACCGGUAAUCAAAAAGGCCCGCGGUCGUCCCAAGGGCAAGCAGAAGGCAAAAUAG